Carya illinoinensis is the source of this 3028-nucleotide messenger RNA. RefSeq names its product receptor-like serine/threonine-protein kinase SD1-6. The record is from RefSeq and is a predicted model, not a curated record. NCBI's taxonomy places the organism in Eukaryota, Viridiplantae, Streptophyta, Magnoliopsida, Fagales, Juglandaceae. Bases 112 to 2667 code for a protein of 851 amino acids. Gene Ontology annotation, molecular function: ATP binding; protein serine/threonine kinase activity. Gene Ontology annotation, biological process: protein phosphorylation; recognition of pollen. The transcript has 7 exons.
UUCUUCUACACUUGGAUUAUUUUUAGCAUCAUUAUUCUUUAUUAAAACAUCUUUCUAUAACUACAAUUUGAAUUUGCAGUGCUAGCUGCUGCAUGUUAGUAAGGGAUAUACAUGGGUAAUUAUGGUACCCGGCCAUUCCUCUUAUUUGUUCUGCUUCAACUUCUACUCCGGAGAGCAUGCUUCUCCGUUAAUGCAGCUGAUACCCUUUCGAAAGGUCAGUCCCUUUCAAUGAUGAAUACCGAUAUCAUCUCAUCUCAAAGUGGCAACUUUGAACUCGGAUUCUUCAAACGAGGCAUUCCUUCAAAAAUCUACUUGGGGAUAUGGUGUAAACGGUUCCGCCAGAGGAUUCUUUGGGUAGCGAAUAGAGAAAACCAUUUGUCUGACCCUUCUACUUCAAGACUUGAAAUCUCAGAUGAUGGAAAUCUCGUCCUUCUUGAAGCUUCCUCUAAGAAACCAUUUUGGUCCACAAAUUUGCAGAAUCUUCCCUCAAAUUCAACUGAAGCAGCACUUCUUGAUGAUGGAAAUUUUGUUUUAAGAGAUAGAUCGGACCUUUCUACUAUAUUUUGGGAGAGUUUCGACCACCCAACUGAUACAUCCCUGCCAGGUGUAAAGCUUGGGAUCGAUAAAGCUGGCAAACUACCGAAGCAACUUAUUUCAUGGAAAAACUCAGAAGAUCCAUCACCGGGUCUGUUCUCGUACAGGCUAGACCCAAAUGGAAGCAGUAAAUAUAUCUUGGAGUGGAACAGGUCCCAAGUUUAUUGGAGUUCUGGAGUUUGGAAUGGAAAAUCUUUCGGCAAUUUUCCUGAGAUCAGGACGAAUGAUAUAUUUAACUCCAGUUUCGUGUCAAAUGAAAAUGAAACCUAUUUUAAUUACUCUGUUUAUAAUUCUUCUCUCAUGACAUUAUUUUUUAUUAAUUAUACCGGACAGAUCCAGCAAUUUGCAUGGCUGUCCUUCGUUGUGUUGCCGUUAAUUCCAGUUUGGACUCGACCAGAAUCAUUAUCUGACGUCUAUGCUUUGUGUGGUCCAUUUGGCAUAUAUCGUGAUAAUACAUCUAAUCCUUGUGACUGUCCAUUAGGUUUUGAACCAUUUUCAGAUAUCGAGACCAGACUAAACGAUUGGUCCGGUGGUUGUUUGAGGAAACGCCCUUUGCAAUGUGAAAAUCGUAAUGCCAAAAAAGAUUGGUUCUUGAAAAUAUCAAGCAUGAAAUUGCCUGUUAACUCAAAAGCAUAUUUGGCAAUGAGUGCUCGGAGAUGUGAAUUAGCUUGCAUGAAUAAUUGUUCUUGCACAGCUUAUGCUCAUAACAGCAGCGGGUGUAUGAUAUGGAAAGGAGCUCUUUUGAAGUUGCAGCGAGCCUCGGAUGGUGGUGAGGCUGGACAAGAUAUAUAUCUCAGACUUUCUGCUGAUGAGCAACACAUUAGUACCAAAGGAAACAAAUGGAAACUGCGGGUGAUUGUAGCUGUACCGGUCACUGGAACAGGGCUAAUCAGCCUAAUCUUAUGCCUCUCCGUUUGUUUCUCGAGCAAGAAAAAGCUCGAACGCAGAGGAGAGGAGGCAGCUUCAGUUAAUGAUCUAAUGCUAUUUGAUCUUAAUACCGAAACUCAUGCAAUUGUUGAUCCAACAAACACUAAAGAUAAUGAUACGAAAAGAGGAAAGAAGGAUGUUGAGUUACCAUUGUUCAGUUAUGAGAGCGUAUCAGCUGCAACUGAUAAUUUCUCAACUGCAAAUAAGCUUGGAGAAGGAGGCUUUGGACCAGUCUACAAGGGGAAGUUACUUAAGGGGCAGGAAAUUGCAGUGAAAAUGCUUUCAAAAAGAUCUGGACAGGGACUUGAGGAGUUUAGAAAUGAGACAACACUAAUUGCAAAACUUCAACACAGGAAUCUUGUCAAACUCUUGGGUUGCUGUAUUGAAGGAGAUGAGAAAAUACUAAUAUACGAGUACAUGCCCAAUAAAAGUUUGGAUUUCCACCUUUUUGAUCCAACUAAGAAACAAAUGUUGGAUUGGGGGACACGCAUUCACAUUAUUGAAGGGAUUGCUCAAGGACUUCUCUAUCUUCAUCAAUAUUCAAGGUUAAGAAUUAUACAUAGAGAUAUGAAACCCAGUAACAUUCUCUUGGAUAGUGAAAUGAACCCAAAAAUAUCUGAUUUUGGCUUGGCUCGAAUAGUUGGAGAUAAUGAAAUACAAGCAAACACUAAUCGGAUUGUUGGAACUCUCGGCUACAUGUCUCCUGAAUAUGCCAUGAAGGGUCUAUAUUCAGUAAAGUCCGAUGUAUUUAGCUUUGGAGUAUUGCUACUGGAGAUUGUGAGUGGGAAGAGGAACACAAGCUUUUAUAACCAUGAGUCACUCAAUCUUGUUAGCUAUGCUUGGGAAUUAUGGAGAGACGGACGAAGCGUGGAGUUGAUGGAUUCAACGAUAGGGUGUCCAUCUUCCACUUCUACCGUGGUGAGAUACAUUAACAUCGGGCUACUUUGCGCUCAAGAAAGCCCAACUGAUCGACCUGUCAUGCGUGAUGUGGUCUCAAUGAUCAGUAAUGAACAUGCACCUCUGCCUACACCCAAGAAACCAGCUUUUAUAGCAGGCCGGAAUUUGAUGCACACAACUCCAACAAUUAAGUCUGCAGAAAAUUGCUCAAUAAACAGUGUAACUUUUUUGAUAAUAGAGGCUCGAUGAAUACUAUUGUUUCAUUUAAUAAUCAACUGGGCAAUCUGAUGUUAUGGGUCGUGGAAGGUGCUGGUGUGGAGGUAUGGAAUGGGCUAGGUGCAGUAUGCUCAGUAGGAUCUUAGUGGAAGGGUCGUUAAUGGUUGUUGGCUAUUAAAUGGAAGAUCCAUAUGUUGCCGUUUUACUAUGUGUUAAUUUCCUUGCCUUUAGUUGAAUGUUGUCGUUUUACAUGUCCUUUUAUAUCUCAGUUUCAAUAAGUUGAACGUAGUCGUUUUAUUCUUUCUCAAAUGUAAACAAUUAAAUGGUGCGUUGUAAAACAUUCACUAUAAAUACAGUUAGUUGGAGGGAAAGUCUCCAACGAGAAUUUGAUUCA